This is a messenger RNA of Argiope bruennichi, 1744 nucleotides long. RefSeq lists its product as uncharacterized. The record is from RefSeq and is a predicted model, not a curated record. The transcript has 12 exons. NCBI's taxonomy places the organism in Eukaryota, Metazoa, Arthropoda, Arachnida, Araneae, Araneidae. The coding region runs from base 163 to 1671 and encodes 502 amino acids.
AAUGCUCUCAUCACAUCUUUCUUUUUGAAAGCAGCUCUCUCCCUUUAAGUACACAAGGAAACAUCUGUCACAACAAUUACAUUAUUUGAAACGUCAAGUCAUUUACUGUGGAAACUGUAAGAAUAGUUAGUAGUGGUGUUUGAAUUCUUAUUUAAAAAAAUCAUGAACGGAAGUUCUUUUGGGACCAGAGUGCGAAUGCAGCAGUAUUGGCAGAAUUUUGCCCCCUCCCUUGAGAGCAUGAUGCUAGACAAGACAGCGUCCAUCAUUCAUAUUGAUGAGCAAGCUGAAAUAGCUGGUCUACUCCCUAGUCUUGAAAACAAACGGGUGCUUGAAUUAGGCGCCGGAAUAGGGAGAUAUACUGGGUUAUUAGCUUCUGAAGCUCACCAUGUAACGGCAGUGGACUUCAUGGAAGAUUAUAUAUCAGUUAAUCAAAAAAACCAUGGGCAUUUAGACAAUAUUACUUAUAUUGCUGCCGACGUAUUGGACCUAGAGCUACCUGCUAAAAAAUUUGGGGUUAUAUUCAGCAAUUGGUUGUUUAUGUAUCUAACUGAUCAAGAAUGUGUAUCAUUACUACAAAGAAUUCUAAGAUGGUUAGACGAUGGUGGUUGGCUCUUUUUUCGUGAAUCCUGUUUCCAUUCUUCAGGCAACAUGAGCCGUUCAACAAAUCCCACCUUUUACAGAACGCCUGAAGAUUACGCUAGUCUGUUAGAAUCUGCCUGGUUAUCUAACAGUGAUUCUAUUUUGGAACCAUCUGAAGACGGUCAUGGUUUCAAAAUCAUUAGCGUUGGUUCUCUGAGAUCCUAUAUAAAGCACAAAAACAAUUCUUAUCAAAUAUACUUCUUGGCCAAAAAAAUUGAUAAAGAGAUGAAUUCCAAAAGCAAUGACAAUUUUCAAAAUUUCCUGGACAACAAGCAAUACAGCAGAAAUGGAGUCAGGCGAUAUGAAUGGAUUUUUGGUAAAACUUUCUUGAGCACUGGUGGAGAAUCCACUACAGGGAAAUAUAUAGAACGUCUAGACUUGAAGCCUGGACAAAAGGUACUAGAUGUAGGAUGUGGCAUUGGAGGUCAUAGUUUCUAUAUGGCAGAAAAAUAUGACGUUGAAGUUUUAGGAGUUGACUUAUCCGUGAACAUGAUGACAGUAGCAACAGAAUAUCUUUCCGAAAGACCACACCUUGAUAAAAAGGUGAAGUUCGUCAUAUGUGAUAUCACAAAAUCCGUGUAUGAUGAUGCUUCCUUCGAUACCAUAUACAGCAGGGAUACUCUUCUCCACAUUCCAAACAAGGAAGAAUUAUUCCGAAAUUUCGAAAAAUGGCUGAAGCCUGGUGGAAAAAUUCUUUUCACAGAUUACAGCAGAAGUGACAAGGAAGUUUCACCGAAUUUCGAACAAUACAUCAAAGACAGAGGAUACAAUUUACUUACUUUGCAACAGUAUAAAGAAUUACUGGAAAACUGUGGUUUUGUGAAUGUUAAAGCAGAGGAUGCAACAGAAGAAUUUCUGAGGGCAUUACAAGAAGAAUUAAAUAAACUGCAAAAUGGAAAAGAAGAUUUCUUGAAAGAAUUUUCCGAGGAGGAUUACAAAUAUUUAGAAGAAAACUGGAUUGCAAAAAUCAAGAGAGUUGAAGAAGGAAAUCAAACAUGGACAGCAUGUUAUGCAGAAAAACGACAAGCAUGAAGUGUUGAUCAAAUAAUAUAAUGUGCGCAGCUCUUUCAAAAAUAAAAUUUUAAAAGUAUAUCUGAAAAACAAA